Miscanthus lutarioriparius is the source of this 825-nucleotide messenger RNA. The record is from the annotation of a GenBank genome assembly. NCBI's taxonomy places the organism in Eukaryota, Viridiplantae, Streptophyta, Magnoliopsida, Poales, Poaceae.
AUGGGUUAUGCUGCUGCAAGAUAUGGUCAUGUGAUGUUUCCAGAGAAUAUUCAUGAGCCUGCUCUUCGUUCUGCAGAAAUUUUACUUGGAGGAGUUGGUAAAGGUUGGGCUUCUCGAGUCUAUUAUUCAGACAACGGAUCCACUGCGAUUGAAAUUGCUCUGAAGAUGGCAUUUCAUAAAUUUUCUCUUGAUCAUGGAAUUAUGGAUGGCAGUGAAAAUAGUGCAAGAAAUGAAAGAAACAUUCAGUUGAAGAACCAGCUGACAAAAUCUCAGUACUUUUCCAUGCCAUUUACUGCUUCAACCUCAUUAGCCCAUAUUUGUGUAGUAAUACAAGGUGCAGGUGGAAUGCUCAUGAUAGAUCCUCUUUUCCAGCGAGUACUUGUCCGUGAGUGUAGAAGUCGAAAAAUACCUGUCAUAUUUGAUGAGUUUAGCACUGAUUCUAUUUUGGUCCUGCUUACGGCGCUCUUACAUGGCCAUUCCUACACUGCUCAUGCCAUGGGCUGUACUGCAGCACUAAAAGCUAUGCAGUGGUACCGGGAUCCAUCCACCAAUUCGAACCUUGAUACUGACCACAUGAAGCUCACGGAGGCGUACGCUUCACUCUACGCAAGUUCCUUGGUGCAACAGCUCCGCAAAGAGGAUGAUAUUUACAUUAGGCCCCUGGGUAACGUGAUAUACCUCAUGUGCUUCUAUGCACACCCCAAGAUAGCUGCACUCGACAACUCCUCAAAGUACACCGCAGGCUUUGUGAGCUCAAUUGAGCCGGCUGGGAAUAUAGUUGAUGAGAGCAGAUUUUCGGAGUGGAACAGCCUUGUGCCAACUUAA